Messenger RNA from Perca fluviatilis (European perch), 3794 nucleotides. RefSeq lists its product as uncharacterized. Bases 150 to 959 code for a protein of 269 amino acids. The transcript has 2 exons. The record is from RefSeq and is a predicted model, not a curated record. Gene Ontology annotation, molecular function: metal ion binding. Lineage: Eukaryota; Metazoa; Chordata; Actinopteri; Perciformes; Percidae.
GAAUCUCCCUCUGGUAAGAAGCUGUCCUCCCCUCUGCUGCCUCCUCCAACACUGCCAGUCUGGUUGACGCCUGCUUUCGGUACACCUGACAUACACAUACACACAGAGGAAUGAGAUGUGGACUGUUGCUAUGAAGGAGGCAGAUUUACAUGAAGGACAGCGCAGCAGAGACAACUGGAGUGGAGGAGGGGGAGUCACACACAUGGGGACGAGACCAUGACUUGAAGAUGAGCGGUUCUCAGGCUGAGUUAGAGGAGAAGGACUGUCCUCCACCAGAGGAAUUAGAGUGUAAAAUCUGUUACCAACGCUACAAUGCCCACAAACGCAAGCCUAAGAUCCUGGACUGCCUUCACCGGGUCUGUGCCCGCUGCCUCAUUAAGAUCCUGGACAUUGCUGACGGGGCAGGCUUCGUGUCCUGCCCCUUUUGCCGACACCAAACCGAGAUCACAGAGUACGAGGUGUCAGCCCUCCCUGAUGAUGCGAUCAUCAUGUCCCACUUGGCAAUGCGGGACAAAUCCUGGAGCUCAGACCACAACAGGGAGGUGGUUUUGACUCCAACGGGUUUCUGCUCCUCCAGCCCAUCUCAAGAUUCCUCCAACUGCCUGGUCAUCACUAUAAUGGAAGUGCAGAGGGACUCACAGCACUCCCCAAGCCGAAACGGCAGCUCUGACAUCUAUGCUGAGCAGAGCCUGGACUCAGUAUCGAUGGACUCCAAUGGACAGGCUGAUCAGGACGCUCUGUCCAAGUUCUGUAAUCACGUCCCACGCAUCCUGGUCUGGUUGCUGGGUUUCUUGUACUUUGGCUCACUGCCUCUAGGAAUCUACUUGUUGGUGAUCCAGAGAGUGACACUGGGUAUUGUAUGUGUUAGCUUGGUGCCAUCAAGCCUGACAGUUUGCCUUGUCUAUGGGUUCUGCCAGUGUCUGUGCCAGGGCAUGUGUGACUGCUACUCCAGGGGCUGAUAGGAUGCUACAUCAAAACUGGUGGUCCUAGGAUGGGAUAAAGUCAGCUGCAGUAAACAGGUUUUUGAUGUGUUUUGUGAAUAGAUAGAGGGCCCAAAGGUAAAGAUGAUGCCACCUUCUACACAGUCUUUAAAAGCCUACCAGUCAACUAUCUUCAUGCAAAUAAUAGGCCAGUACAGAGACCUGAGACUGCCUUUAGAUCUCAGAGCCCCUGACAAUAUGUGUUAGUUGGAGCAGCGCCUAUACAUUUCUGUAAUGUAUGUAUACAACCUUUAUUUGUUCUGUGCUGUGUGUGACCUAGUCUAACAUAACAUUUGAAAGCAGACCUUUAACGUUUGACUUACAUAACGACAGCACUGAUAAGAGUCCUGGGCCCUCAUUUAUCAACACUGGUACCAACAUUCAAUCUUUUUAAAGUGAAACGUGGGAUUUACAUUAACAGUCAGAGUACUUACUUGGUUUUCUCAGGAUUUUCUUAAGUUAGUUAAUAAUUGCAUUUAAGCAUGACUGAAUAAUUGCGAGCUCCCAAUAACAGAAAGGGAGGAAAAUCAAUGUUGUACGCGAUUUUGGCCACCUGUUAAAAUCAAAGGCACCUCUUAAUUGAUUGAGAGUACAAAUGCAAAGGUUUAUUUUUUUCAUUAACUUUUAUUUUAAUGAGAGUUCUUCACAUCUAUAAGCCAGCAUUUAUGGUAGAACUAAAUGUUAGCAAAGAUUUCUUCCAUCUGUUAAAGCUACAGGUAAAUCAAAGUUGAAUAUAUGUUCUUUAUUUUAUUUUUUUAUUAAUAAGUCUUUUGCAAUGCUGGAAUCAGUUGGAAGCCUUUGGAAGCUAGUGGGGGGAUGUUGUCGUGGGACCGUGGUGCAGUUUGUUUAUAGCCUAAUGUUAGCUUUACACUCCUGGAUUGCAUUUAUGCUUCUAAAAUCAUGAAAGUAGUGUCCAUUUCUGAAGAUUAUCUUGCUGAACAAAACAUGUUAGCAUCAUAAACCUUUGUUUGCCAUAGAGCUUAUUUUCUGCAAUAACCCAAAAUGAAAAAACCCUUGGCACUUUCGGUUUGGCCUCCAAAAACACUUCUUCCCUGCAUCACUCUAUGACUACUGACAAACAAAGAAAACAUACAGGCUACACCCUGAUUGGACAAGUGCUUUCACUCGCUUACUGCUCCCGGAUUUCAAACAGACCAACAGCUAAUUUGGAAACAUACUUUUAUAUUACAAAACAAUUCACCUAAAUGUAAAGGCAGCCCGAUCAGGCUCCGAGAUGACGUUAUCUUCUGCCUAGAAGUGAUAAAUUUACAGCUCACAGCAACUUAAUAUGAUAUAGUCUCUGGCAUUUGAUAUUGAGUGUCUGUGAAAAAUGUUGGUGCACAUUUAUGAUACAUCGUUAGCAUGCAUUAGCUCGGAGGACUAAUUUGGCUUGGUUACUAUAUAACGUGAACGUCACAGUCACCCUGAACAUCACGCUCAACCUAGUUAAACAAUCUAGCAGUUCAACAAAGCAUUGCUUUCAGGUAAAGCCCUAACUGCUUAUUUUAUGUGUCACACUUGUUCUCUCUCUCUCCAUCUCUCUCUGUCUUUCUCUCUCAAUGCCUCAAAUACAGACACACACCAUACAGAGUUGUGUUGAAUGGAUGUGGUGCAUCUGAGGUAUACACGAGACUCAUAUCUCAGGUUUUUUGAUACUCCAUUAAUGUUAAGCAACACACUUUCCAUUCAGUUUCUUGUUGAGUUGAACAUAGCAAGGCUGCUCUGUUGUUUUUAUUUAUUUUGUGGUACUGGUUGUGAAAAGCUCAUUGAACUCAAAAGCACGGAUUGUGGCUAUGGGAGUCCUCUGUUACUUUCAUGCUGUAAGUCACAUGCACAUUCUGCCAUACUAAAGCCAUGCAGAUUUGUUGUUGUGUGGCAUCUCAAGGUUGUGAGCAUUAUUUAUGUGGCAUUUUGAUUUUCAUUUACAUGUAAGACAAACACUCUCCUACAAGUACCAUCCUGGCAUAUGGACUCCUGAAAGAAAGGUCACAAUUAACUAUGUGUGUAUUUGUAUGUAUAUGUGUUAUUUUAACAAUUAUAAUUGUUUUUAUGUGACAAAUGCUUUGCUGAGUACAGCACAUGUAUGUAGAGAAAAAAAGUUAUUUUGAUCAAGUCUGCUGAAGAUUUAGGUUUAUUCUAUGGAUUCCAAAAAGCAUAUGACCAAAACAUACAUUUAGUGGGUCAAAAGUUUGUCUUUUAAAACAUCUUGAACUGCAGUCCUACCCAGCAAUGAGUGACAUACCCAGCGCUACUUAAAGGAAAGCUUUAGACCAUAGAUUGAGAGUUUAAUUACUGUUCAUAAGCAUGGUGGUUAAGAAUUUUUGGGUUUUAUCAAUUCACAUUACUUUUGGGAGAGGUUGAAACUAUUACGCACAUUUGGCAAUUACCAACUUUCUUUUACUCACAAGCAUUCUACACUUCAUCAUCUUCUAGUAGUCCAUUUAGAACCUUUUCUGUACAAUGUUGACAACCGAGGGCCCUGGGCUGAUAACUUUGAGUGUAUUUAAUGAUAAACUACAGGUAAUGAUAUUUCUCAUCAAAAUGGAUACUGUAUGUAGCAUUUUGAAAAGAAUAUUAAUUUUAUGCUUUACCCUUCCUCUACAAUGUAAGUCCUGUUCCUUCUGUGAUGUUAUAUUCUAUAUAUUCUUUUCUUACCUUUCCAUUGUCAACUUCUUUCUACUGCUGUUUCUAUGCCCACACCCUCUGUUUUCUGUGUCUCUGUCUAUGAUUAACUGACUGCAGCUCUCAGCUUAGUGCCACACCACAGAUUACAGAAGCUACUAGACAAUGAAAUAAAUGGAGAAUUAUUUUCUA